Messenger RNA from Trichomycterus rosablanca, 3530 nucleotides. It is a transcript of the gene susd2, whose product is annotated as sushi domain containing 2. The transcript has 15 exons. Bases 69 to 2555 code for a protein of 828 amino acids. Lineage: Eukaryota; Metazoa; Chordata; Actinopteri; Siluriformes; Trichomycteridae. The record is from RefSeq and is a predicted model, not a curated record.
AUCCUACACUCUGGAUUAAAGGGGUCCGGAGCUGAGGAGCGAACUGGAGGAGCUAAACGUGAGUGAACAUGAGCAGCUCUGCGGUCCUGAGUCUUUAUUUCAUCCUGAUCUGUACACAGCUGAUCUUCCACCCUGCUGAAGCUCAGUCGUGUGAGGGACGCUGUGGUGAGAAGUUCUCCUCGUGUUCAUGUCACCCCACGUGUACCACGUUACUGACCUGCUGCGCUGACCUGAACCGGUUCUGUCUGGAGAUCCGUCCUCACUCAGGUUCUCAACAUGGAGGAACCGACUUCAGACUGAUCAACGUCACGUUCCCCACCGACGUCUCCCUCACCUGCAGAUUUAAAGCUGAGAUAAGUACUCAGGGGUACGUAGACGGGGACGGCGGGGGUCACUGUAUCUCCCCCAUGCUGUUUGAGACGGGUUGGAUCCCAUUCCAGGUUACUGCUGAUGGACUGAAUUAUACUGGAGCAGGACGGUGGCUCUCCGUGCACCACAGUAAACUGGGCGAGGCCCAUAAGCUGGUGCUGGUGAACGGGACGCAGUGGCAGUAUUACGGGACCCCCGGCGUGGGUGGAACCCUGAGGAUGACGUGGAAUUCGUCUCUGAUCCACGCCGAGCGGGUAAACGUGGAGCUGUGGGGCUACGACGAGACCGGAGAGACGUACUCUGAUCAGUGGAGGGCCGAGUGGACGUAUCUGUACUCUGUGGGGAAGAACCUGCCAAAUACCGGGACGUUCAGUUUCGUCCCCACGCCGUCCAAAAUGCCCCUGGCACGGUGGGACAUGGGCAGCAUGAGGAUCAGUCCCAGCACCAAGCCUGAUGGAGCACGGAACGUGAACGCCCUCUGGAGUGGCGCUCACGCCCUGGCGUACCACCUGGAGGAGGAGUUCAGGAAGGAUCCGGCGGCUUGGGCGUUCCGGAAGUGUCUCGACUGGGAUCAGGAGGAGCAGAGGAUGCCCAAUUUCCUGGAGGAGAUCACAGACUGCCCCUGCACGCUGGCACAGGCUCGAGCCGACACGGGCAGAUUCCACACAGAUUACGGCUGUGACAUCGAGAAGGGCAGUAAGUGCACCUAUCACCCGGGAGCUGUGCACUGCGUCCGGGCCAUUCAGGGCAGUCCGAAGUACGCGGCCGGUCAGCAGUGUUGUUAUGACAGCACCGGUGCUCAGGUUCUGACCGGCGACUCUAUCGGCGGGAGCACCCCCGACCGAGGGCACGACUGGGGGGCGCCGCCGUACCAAACACCACCCAGGGUGCCGGGACUCUCGCACUGGAAAUACGACGUGAUUUCAUUCUACUACUGCUGCCUGUGGUCCGACCACUGUGAUUAUUACUUCAAACACCGACCGUCCAGCGACUGCAGGACGUACCGACCUCCCAAAGCUGGGUCGGUCCUCGGUGACCCUCACUUCAUCACGUUCGAUGGUUCCACCUACACCUUCAACGGCAGAGGUGAGUACGUCCUGCUCCACUCGCCCAACCAUCGACUGACCGUCCAGGGCCGGACCGAACCCGCCAGAUCAGACUCCGGUUCCGUCAUCAACGCGACUCUGCUCUGCUCGGUGGCCAUGAGGGAGAAGGACUCUGACAUCAUCGAGGUGCGGCUCUCUGAUAGGCCGGAGGAGCUUCAGGUGCUGAUGAACCAGCAGGUGCUCGGCUUCACCGAACAGACCUGGAUGGACCUGAAAGGCGUGUUCGUGUUCUCUGAGGUUCCCCAGAACGUAACGGUGAUGUUCCCCUCUGGGGCGGGGGUGGAGGUCAGGGCUCACGGAGGGGUCAUGACCCUGACGGUUCUACUGCCGCAAGAGUUUAAGAACCAGACGCAAGGGCUGCUGGGUAAUAUGAACGAAGAUCCUGAGGACGACUUGGUGUCCAGUGAUGGAGGGGUGAUCGGAGCGGGCGGCAGCGCUCAGGAUAUCUUCAGCUUCGGAGCAGGAUGGGCCAUCAGGAACGAGUCGUCCCUCUUCACCUACGACUCGGAGCGGCUGCUGACGGAGUACCUCUUCUCCCCGAAACACGACCCCUCCUUCAUCCCCAUCUUCUCACCCAGCGAGGACCCCUCAGACCCUCUGCUGGGCCCCGUCCUGGAGAUGUGUGUGGGGCACGGAGCCCAGUUCUGCAAAUACGACACCCUGAGCACGCGCAGCCUGGAGCUGGGAAACGACACGCUGCGUUCAGUCCGGACACACACGGCGACGGUGCACGACCUCCGACCCGUGCUGUCCUGCGGGUGGUUGAAGGCGCCCAAAUACGGUCAGAAGGAGGGCUCGCUGUACCUGCAGGGGGCAAAGGUCAGAUUCUCCUGUAACCGGGGUUACCGUCUACAUGGCUCCCAGGAGCGGGUGUGUCAGGAGGACGGACGGUGGUCAGGACAGGAGACGCACUGUGUUUCAGACGACACACUGGGCAUCGUGUUGGGCAGCAUUGGCGCCCUCCUCACCCUGGUCGUCAUGGUGAUUGCCAUCGUCCAUUACACCCGGAAACAGAAGAGAGAGCGACUGAAGGACAGAGAGGACCGAGCCGUCUCUCAGCACGACGCUGCCAACCUGUGAAGCUUCUGAGUGCCAGCAGGUGCCCGCUGUACCCCCCCCUGCACCCCCCCUGCCACCCCCCUGUACCCCUCCACGCCCUCUAAUCCAUCAUGGACCUUCCAAUUGCUUCGACAGUAUUGAAAGAUCCAGCCACCGCCGGACGUUCCUGCAGUUAAAAGAUCUGAUGGUGCUUUUGAACUGAGUCAUAUCUACUUCCCACAAGGUGGGUCACGGGCGAGCACCCGCCUCCCCCGACACGCUGCUUCUUCACAGUACACACUCCUACAAAGGGCGGGCGGGGCAAUUAUCGGUUCGAACCCGGGUCCUGGUGGCGGUGGUGCCACCAACCUACUAUUUGCUGAGUGGUGGAGGAACCCAGCGAGUGAAGCGUGUUCCUCGGUUCCAGCCAAAAGCUUCAACCCACGUUCAGACCGGCAGCGAUUGUUCGCUGAUCGCUUGUCGCCCACGUUCACAUCGAAAGCGACAUCGUAGUUUGGUUGCCGUGGCGAUACGGCGUAACUUACCGGCUCUUAUCUACAGACCACGAAUCAGACGUGUUCUCUCUUCAUCUCGAUUAUAUAGGAACCAAAAACGAUUCCUAUUGGUCAUCGCCACAUCGCUUCAAAGUCAGACUGACUCCGCCCUCGCUGCGUCGCCAACGUCGGCUCCGCCUCCUGCCACCUGACUGAAUUUACUCGCUUCGCUGUCGGUCUGAACGCAAGGGUGUCAUCCAAAAAACAGGGGGCACCAGAGUACAGGGGAAUUGGAUAUACCUAAAUCAGGCACCGCGAUAACGUAUGAAUGAAGGCGCUACACUCGCCGGGCCACCACUCGAGCCACGCCCGGCCUGCACCACCUCCACUUGUGUUUGUGUUUGAUUAUGACCAGGUAGAUGUAGCUUCAUUAUAGUGCUGCAUGAUUCAGGGUUUGAACCUGAUCUGUACUAAAUAAAUGUGAUAAAUAAAUAAAUAAAUUUGAUUUGAUUUUUCUCAUUAA